Molecule: messenger RNA, 864 nt
Organism: Macrobrachium nipponense
Lineage: Eukaryota; Metazoa; Arthropoda; Malacostraca; Decapoda; Palaemonidae
Product: NADH dehydrogenase [ubiquinone] 1 alpha subcomplex subunit 10, mitochondrial-like
Biological process (GO): mitochondrial electron transport, NADH to ubiquinone
Cellular component (GO): cytoplasm
Source: RefSeq, a predicted model, not a curated record
CAUUAAUAUAAUGUAUAACUCAGUUACAUGGGUAGUGUUUUGAGUGACUAUAAUGAACAUCGAGGAUUGUUUGUAGGCCAGUGGUAAAUUGACUUAUGGCGUUGUCAGUUGUUAGGAAAGGGGUGAUUUCCCUUACAGGCCGUGCUGGACGCAGCCUUGUUGCCCCAGCUGCUGUAAUUCAACCUCAGAUUGCGACAAUUGUAAGUAAGGCUUUGCGUGGACGAGAUUACAAACGCCCUGCACCUUUUCCAUACAAGGAUAAUUCUUAUGGAUUAUUUCAAGCAUUUCUUGAUAAAACAACCCAUAGGAUGGAUGAGAAUUCCAAGAUAAUUGUUGUAGAUGGACCAAUUGCUGCUGGAAAAACUAAAUUUGCCCAGGAAUUGGCAGAAGAAUUGGACAUGCAUUACAUCCCUCAAGCCAACAUGGAUAUGGUGUAUAUCAACAGCUAUGGGUACGACUUACGGCAGCUUGAUCCACUGGUACCAGACACUUGCAAGAGUUUUGAUGAGAAGGAUUUUCUUGGAAACCCAAAUCAUCGACGUGUUGCUGGCUUCCAGUUUGACAUGCUCAAACUUAGGUUGAAUCAGUACCUCGAUGCCCUUGGCCAUUUACUGAGUACAGUGGUGAGAGAUAUGAAGUGGGCUUCAAUAGUGAUAUGGGCGACCAGUUCAUUUUGACAAAAGUGAAAAAAGAUUUGGCAGUGUAAAUAACUUGGUGUAAGGAACCAUGGUGUUAUUGCAUAGGCAGAUUAUUUAAGUUUAUUUUAUAAAUAGAUUGUGCUGAAAUUGAAACAGACAUUUCCAGUAUAAAGUUUGUAAAUUAUGUACAGAAUGGAAAGUGAUAUAAAUGAUUUACAAAAUUUUA